This is a messenger RNA of Penicillium canariense, 3123 nucleotides long. Its product is annotated as putative DNA excision repair protein (Rad26L). Gene Ontology annotation, molecular function: ATP binding; ATP-dependent chromatin remodeler activity. Bases 1 to 3123 code for a protein of 1040 amino acids. The transcript is spliced from 2 exons. NCBI's taxonomy places the organism in Eukaryota, Fungi, Ascomycota, Eurotiomycetes, Eurotiales, Aspergillaceae. The record is from RefSeq and is a predicted model, not a curated record.
AUGGGACAUCACAGAGCUGAGUCCGAGGUGAUCAUCAUCAACUCGGAUGACGAUGACCUGGAAGUGACGCCCUAUAUGGGUGCGGACACUCCUUCUAGUACUUACCGUGCCAAUCUUGGAUGCGCGCGACAUGCAGCUCACUAUAUACCAGACAGAAACCCCGCUUCCAUUAAAUACGAAGAGCCUACGAAUACCCCUGUGCCUACAUCCACUCCGAAAUGUCUCAAAUCCGAAGCUAUCAAUACUCCGUCGCGCAUCAUAUCGAGUACACCGGUCAAGAACCAUCAGGACAGUGACGAUGAUUUCAACGAUGGCGAGGCAGCAUACAAGAAGUUCAAAGGGCGCAAAUCUCUCAAGCGCAGGCAAAGCAAAGGCUCCAAAAAAGAACACCAGGACCAAAAGAUGGUCGGUCUCGUGAAGCAAGCCCGCGCAACACCGAGGCCCAAGCGGCGGUUGAAGGAAUAUGGCGAUGUCUCAUCGGAGGAUGAGCUGAUGGAGCAUACGCUUCCGGGAUAUCUGAAGCAGCGUAGGGCUCAAUUUCACCGGAAACAAGAACAUCUCAAGGAGUACGGACUAAAGCUGCCGCCUUCCUACGAUGUCGUUCACUUUUCUGAUGAUGAGCGUCUUGAAUAUCUGCAGGAAAAGCCAUCAUUUCCAGAAAGAAAACCUAUGAGGGAAUACAAGGAUAUUACGAUGCCGUAUUCUCUUGGUCUGAUUCCUGCUCCAAUCGCGCAGUGGCUGCGCCAAUAUCAAGUGGAAGGAGUCUCCUUCUUGCAUGAGAUGUUUGUCUACCAGAAGGGUGGUAUUCUCGGUGAUGAUAUGGGUCUGGGCAAGACCAUUCAAGUGAUUGCAUUUUUGACCGCCGCCUACGGCAAGACUGGCGAUGAGCGAGAUUCUAAAAGGAUGCGCAAGAUGCGCAGAUCGGGCGACAGCACUUGGUAUCCGCGCACGCUAAUUAUAUGCCCUGGUACACUGAUCUCGAACUGGAUUUCUGAGCUGCAGCGGUGGGGAUGGUGGCAUGUCGAUGUCUACCAUGGCAGCAACAAGGAGCUUGCCCUCGAUGCAGCCAAGUCGGGCAGACUGGAGAUUCUGAUCACCACCUACACGACCUACGUGAGCAAUAAAGACUCUGUGAACAUGGUCGAAUGGGACUGUGUGAUUGCGGACGAAUGCCACAAGAUCAAGGAACGAAAGUCAGAAACCACUCAAGGAAUGAAUGAAAUCAACGCUCUGUGUCGAAUUGGCUUGACAGGCACGGCUAUCCAAAAUAAAUAUGAAGAGCUAUGGACCCUUCUGAACUGGACCAAUCCCGGCGUCAUUGGACCCGUCACGACGUGGAAAGCGCAGAUUGCGGAACCGUUGAAGAUCGGACAAUCGCACGAUGCUACUCUAAAUGAACUCAGCAAGGCUCGAAGAACGGCCAAGAAGCUCGUUGAAAACCUACUUCCUCAAUUCUUCUUGCGCCGCAUGAAGAGUUUGAUUGCAGACCAGCUACCGAAAAAGAGUGAUCGGGUUGUCUUUUGUCCUCUGACCUGGACCCAGGCAGAAGCCUACGAGAAUUUCUUGGAUAGCGAUAUCGUGACCACAAUCAGGUAUUCCAGCGAACGUUGUGAUUGUGGAUCGGGGAAGAAGAAAGGGUGGUGUUGUCACAAGUUUGUCCCCGGCACAGACAAGACAUGGCAGUCUUAUGUCUUCCCUGCUAUUGCGGUCCUACAGAAGCUCAGCAAUCAUCUUGCCAUCCUGAUUCCCCAAGGAAAUGACUCCAGGGAGAAACAAGAGAAGGAAAAAGAGAUGCUGCAAAUAGCAUUGCCUGAUCAAUGGGAAGGCCUGUACCGCUCCCGAGACUCCAUUGUCAACUAUGCGAACCCCGAGUUCUGUGGGAAAUGGAAAGUCCUGCGCAAGCUGCUGCGGUGGUGGCAUGCCAAUGGUGAUAAAGUCCUCGUCUUCUCACACAGCGUGCGCUUGCUGAAGAUGCUGCAAAUGCUGUUCAACCACACCAGCUACAAUGUGAGCUACCUGGACGGGUCGAUGAAAUAUGAAGACCGCGCCAAGGCCGUGGACGAGUUCAACUCCGAUCCAAACCAAUUUGUCUUCCUGAUCUCCACCAAGGCCGGUGGUGUUGGGCUGAACAUCACGUCAGCGAACAAGGUCGUGGUGGUGGACCCGAACUGGAACCCCUCUUAUGACCUCCAGGCACAGGAUCGAGCCUACCGCAUCGGACAGGUUCGCGACGUCGAGGUCUUUCGGCUUGUCUCUGUCGGCACAAUCGAAGAGAUCGUCUACGCCCGACAAAUCUACAAGCAGCAACAAGCCGAAAUCGGAUACACCGCCAGCUCUGAGCGACGCUAUUUCAAAGGCGUCCAAGAAAAAGCAGAUCAAAAGGGCGAGAUCUUCGGUAUGCAGAACCUCUUCGCUUAUCAACACGACAACGUCGUCCUUCGCGACAUCGUCAAUAAGACCAACGUCGCCGAAAGCCGCGCCGGUGUUCAAGUCAUGCACUUUGAGGUCCAGGAAGAGGAUGAAACCGACUUCACUGGCGAGGGACGCGUCAAAGCCGAGGACGAAGCAAUGAGCCAAAUCGCCGCCAUGGUCCGCGGUGAGGCUGAUGCGGACGGUCCCAAAUCCGAGUCUAAACCCGCACGCAGCCACGAUCCUAUCCAAGCGAUCCUCGCCGGCGCCGGCGUCGAAUACACUCACUUGAACAAUGAAGUCAUCGGCUCCUCCCGCGUCGAAGAACGCCUUAGCCGCCGCGCCGAGCAAGUCACCAACGACCCCGACGCAGACUUCCAGAUCUUCGAGCCCUCUCAAAUCGCCGACGCCGUCGAUUCUCUCUCAUCCCCUCGCGAUCAACCCCCGCUGCCCUCUCUCUUUCGGGGCCCGCAGGGCAAGAUCGUCCGGUUUCAGUAUCACCCGCCUGAGGAUGUGAAACGCCGCCAGUUCUGCAGCAUGGCGCGGCGGUUUGGAUAUGCCGAUGCCACGGAGUUUGCACUUGUCGUGGAGAAUAUGACGCAGGCUCAACGGAGGGGGUGUCUAGAUAAGUGGUACCAGGAGAGGAGAAAUGUUGUGCUCUCCAAUGAGGAGAAGCUAGCUGUGAAGGAGGAAGAACGUGCCCAGGGCGGGUAG